This is a messenger RNA of Aspergillus tanneri, 1602 nucleotides long. RefSeq lists its product as uncharacterized. The record is from RefSeq and is a predicted model, not a curated record. The transcript has 2 exons. NCBI's taxonomy places the organism in Eukaryota, Fungi, Ascomycota, Eurotiomycetes, Eurotiales, Aspergillaceae. The coding region runs from base 1 to 1602 and encodes 533 amino acids.
AUGGCGCCGAACACGGGCGGAAAGGCUACGUGGCCUUCAAACCUACAAGGCCGAUUGAGCAAGCAACGCCACGAAAAUAUAUACGCACACACGAAUGCCUUUUUAGCUGUCGCUUUAGAGCUAAAAGCAAUCCAGGAUGGAGCAGGCUCGCACGGCCCGCCAAAGGGCGUGUUCCAGCCCUUCCUGGACGCGGUUAUUGAACUGGUCGGACGGUUCCAGGAGGCUCCCUCAGUGGAGGACCUCACCAAAGACAUCACGGAACUAAAGUCCCUAGUGUCGAAGCAGACAAAAGACCAGUUGCAGCUGGUCAAAUCUGUUAAUGCGCUUGGGAGCCUGCGGACCGGCGCGUUGACGCCCGUGUCAGGACCUCCGUGUUCCUGGCUCGAGGCCGCCCGUCGCGGUGCGGCUCUGGGAACCACUACAACAACAACUUCAGGAUCGUAUGUAUCCAACUGGUUGGGCGCUGCUUAUACCAAGGGAUCUACGGUACCCAGCACGGUCACCAGAACGUCAGGAUCCCCUGCCCCAGUACUGCCCCUAACAGCAGACCUUGAACUGCACGUCCGCAAGACCACCCCCUUAGUGGUUAAUCCCUUUCGGCACAACUACCAGAAGUUAGUCGAUGAGGUGAACAGAUCUAUCGCCGAGAGCGGCGAUAAGAUGAUUAGCCACCGCAAGGUAGUUGCCAGUCGCGUGCUGCCCAGCAGGGAUGUGAUCCUCACGGUCGAUAAUAUGGAAGAUGCUGAAAGACUGCAACGGAGCACGUCCACUUGGCCAAAAGUCUUAGGAUCUAACGCUGUGCUUAAGCGCCGAGGAUAUCCUGUAGCAGUCCACCACCAAUGCCAACCGAUGGCCGCCACACCCACGGAGAUCACCUACGUGGGAUGGGUGCGGCCAUGGAAAACGGUGGUAGGGAGGGACGCCCAGCCAUGCUGGUGGUGGAAUUCGACAACGACCGCGCAGCCAAGUGGUGAUCGUCAAGGACUUAUCCUAGACGGAAAGCAACACGAUGCCACAGCAGCUGCUGCAAUGCUUUGGCUGUCAAGAAUACGACACAUUAUCCAACACUGCAGGAAGGCACUUGCCUGCGCGUACUGCGGCCAGGAACACUCCACGCAGGACUGUGUACACAAAGACCACGACAACCGCAGAAAACAUGCCCACUGCGUCCUCUGUGGAGGCAAACACUAUGCCUUUGACCGCAAAUGCCCUGUUAAACGGCAGCAGAUUAAGAUAAUCCGUCAGAAGAAGGCCACAUGCCCACCCUUUUUCCCCGAAACACCAUGGUCUGGGAUCCCGGUCCCUGCCACAGACAUACCGAUGCAGGAGCCAGAGCUAGAACUAACUAGCUUGGAUGGCUCCCAACACGCGCCCGCUCAGGAGCGAUCACGGUCAACCACGAACAAGAAAGUCACUGCCGCAACACGUAACCCGAGCCGCGAAGCCUCCCGCUCGAAGAGCCGGAGGCCGACACACUCUAAAAGUCACAACCAGGAGCCAAGCUCACGCAACAAGAGCUGGGCCCGGGAUAGAAAUAAACGCAUCCGACGCAACACACUGGACGGCAAGGACAAUGACGAUGUCAUGGCCACAGGCAACUAG